AUGGUGCGACGAGAGCUCACGAGCGAGAACGUGCGCGCGUUCGUGGGCGCGGUUUUGCCGGAGGAGAGCGCGGCGCGAGCGGCGCUCUUGGCUCGAUGCGAGACCAAAGCGGCGGGAAGACAGACGAGAGGGAAGAGCGCGGGGACGAAGGGCAAGGGCGGCGAAAGCGAUGAUGCGGUGGUAGACUUAAGCGACGUUGCGCCGUGUGCGCUUCCAGAGGCGGAGGUGUACGCGUACUUGGUAGUUUUGAUGCACUUGAUUGACGGCGAGCGAGGCGAGGACGCGCUCGAGUGCGCGCGAGAGGCGGUCGAUAGAAUCAAGCAGUUUAACCGUCGAUCGAUGGAUGUGCUCGCGGCGAGAGUGUACUUUUACUACUCACUCGCGUACGAGAGAUUUGGAUCGCUCGAAGACGCGCGCGCGACGCUUCUGGCGCUGUAUCGGACGUCGGCGCUGCGCCUGGACGAAAUCGGCCAAGAAACUUUGGUCAACUUGCUGUUGCGCAACUACUUGCACUACAACCUUUACGACCACGCGGAAAAGCUUCGAUCGAGGGUGACGCUGCCGCAAUCGCGAUCGAUUCAACAGCAGUGCCGUUACGCGUACUACCUCGGUCGCAUUCGCGCCGUGCAGUUGGAAUACAGCGAGGCGAAGGAGUACCUGACGCAGGCGUACCAAAAAGCGCCGACGGGGGCGAAGGGGUUCCGUCUCGAGCUGUUGAAGUGGAUCACCAUCGUUCGAAUGCUUUUGGGAGAGAUUCCCGAGCGAAAGGAGCUGACUCAGCCGGAGAUGCGCGCGGCCUUGGCACCGUAUUUCGAUCUCGUCCAGGCGGUGCGCAUGGGCGACUUGACCGCGUUUCAACGCGCGGCGGAGACGCACGGGACGACGUUUACCGAAGACAAGUUGUCCAACUUGAUCAACCGCUUGCGCGCGAAUGUCAUUCGAACCGGGCUCACGCGUAUUAACACUGCGUACUCCAAGAUUUCCCUCGCCGACGUGGCCGAGAAGCUCGGUUUGCCGAGCGUGGAGGACGCGGAAUCCGUCGUCGCGAAGGCGAUUCGCGACGGCAACGUCGACGCCGUCAUCGAUCAUUCGGCCAAGGUGAUGUAUAGUAAGGAGACCACAGACGUCUACAGCACGCAAGAACCGCAAAGUGCGUUCCACGUGCGCAUCGCGUUUUGCUUGGACACGCACAACGAAGCCGUCAAGGCGAUGCGUUACCCGCCCAAGGAGAAGGCGAAAACCGCCGACGCGCUCGCGUCGCGCGGCGUCGACAACGACGCCUCAGGAUUAGAUCUCGCGGAUUUCGACGACGACUACGACGAUAUGGACUUCUUCUAG
Ostreococcus lucimarinus CCE9901 is the source of this 1338-nucleotide messenger RNA. RefSeq lists its product with no specific name. NCBI's taxonomy places the organism in Eukaryota, Viridiplantae, Chlorophyta, Mamiellophyceae, Mamiellales, Bathycoccaceae. Gene Ontology annotation, cellular component: proteasome regulatory particle, lid subcomplex; proteasome complex. Bases 1 to 1338 code for a protein of 445 amino acids. The transcript has a single exon. Gene Ontology annotation, biological process: regulation of protein catabolic process; ubiquitin-dependent protein catabolic process. The record is from RefSeq and is a predicted model, not a curated record. Gene Ontology annotation, molecular function: enzyme regulator activity.